AUGUGGCCGCCUUUGCAUGGAGUGAAUUCAACUAGAUCCACUCAAAUUGAUAAAGGUGAACAAAGCCAAAGUGUGAAACAACUGGAGGAAGUCCCAAUCGCGGAGAACAUUGAAGUUGAAAAGGUGAUACAGAGGAAGGAGGUACAGAUAGGUAGUGGAUUAGGAAUACCUCUGUAUGCAGAUGAGUUCACCUCAAAAAUUGAGAGGAUUUCCUAUGCAAUGCUUUUGGUUGAAAUGGAUGUUACAAAAGGUAUGCCUACUGUGCUAAAGGUGAUGGAUCCUAAGGGAAAAGUUUUUGAGCAAUCAAUUGACUAUGACUGGAUUCCUGAGUAUUGUCACACGUGCAUUCAGGUUGGACAUAGUUGCAGAAAUAUUCAGAAAGCUAUAGAAGGGAAACAAAAGCAACAAAAACCAAAGAUGGAAUGGAGAAGAAGAGCAGAACCAAGCAGGGAUGAAAAAGAUGAAAGUAUUCCAGCUGACAAUGUAAUACAUGCAAGCAAGAUAGGGGAUACUGAGAAUGAGAAACUACCAGAAUGA
This is a messenger RNA of Nicotiana tabacum (common tobacco), 537 nucleotides long. Lineage: Eukaryota; Viridiplantae; Streptophyta; Magnoliopsida; Solanales; Solanaceae. The record is from RefSeq and is a predicted model, not a curated record.